UCUGUAUCCUUCCGACAGAAAAGAUUUCUAGUUAAGCAAACAAUGUCCCAAUCUUCUUCCCGGCAAAUGGAGGGAAAGCGGCAGACCGGAAGGCGAACGCUGGCACAGAGAAUGAUGAAGAAAUGCGAAUGCAUCGAUGGGGAUACGUCCAUCCGCAAGCUUCCCCGAAAGGAAGUUAUGAAGGAUCCCCAAAAUCGAUUGGCGAAGUACGAGAUCGGCGGAAGUAAACCUGCCAGCGGAUCGGGAAAGGUUCUCAUGCUUGUUGGAGCAACAGGAGCGGGCAAGAGUACUCUCAUCAACGGAAUCGUCAAUUACGUAUAUGGAGUGCGGUGGGAAGACAACUUCCGUUUCAAGCUGAUCGUGGAUGAAGGUGUGGAGCCUCAAUCUCAGAGUCAGACCAAGUGGAUCACAGCAUACACCCUGCCUUAUCGGAAAGGAUUCAUUCUGCCUCAUACCCUUACCGUCAUCGAUACCCCAGGGUUUGGAGAUACUGAAGGCAUCCAGGCGGAUGAAAAUUUGACAAAUCAAAUUCGGGAAUUCUUCAACAAGGGUGGGAGCAUUGGGGUAGAUCAGCUUGAUGGAAUCUGCUUUGUUGUCCAGGCCUCUCUGCCCAGACUCACGCAUACCCAAAAAUAUAUAUUCAGUUCCAUCUUAGCAUUGUUUGGAAAAGACGUUGAAACAAUUGUCAAUUUGCUUAUUACCUUCUGCGAUAACAAGACGCCCCCAGUUUUAGCCGCCAUCAAAGAUGCCCACAUUCCACACACAAGUUCAUUCACGUUCAACAAUUCAGCUUUUUCUGUCAGCUCAUCAGAUAAGCCCGAUUCCACACAUUUGGGGAUGGCCUUUUGGAAAAUGGGAACCAAAAGUUUCAGGAAAUUCUUUAAGUCCUUCCAAAAAAACGAUCCCGUCAGCCUGACUUUGACAAAGGAAGUCCUGGAGCAGAGGAAACACUUGGAAACAUUACUGCAGGGCAUCUUACCGCAACUUAAGACAGCUCUGGGAAUGCUUGAGCAGCUGAGGGAGACACAUGCAGCCUUGAGACAGCACAAAACAGAGAUGGAUGCAAACAGGGACUUCACAUUCACAGUCAAGGUCUCAAAGCACAGAAAAGUGGAGUUGCAUCCAGGGACGCAUGUGACAAACUGCCUAAAGUGCUGCUUCACCUGUCACUACCCUUGUUAUAUUCCAAAAGACAAGGAUAAGGCUAGAUGCGCUGCGAUGCAUCAUGACGAUGGGGUCCAACGUUGUGCAGUUUGUCCUAUGAAGUGUCUGCCCAUACCUUUGCACGUCAACAACCAGUUUCGCUUCGAAUUUUACGAGGAAGAAGAAACGCAUACUUAUUUUGAGGUGAAAAGGAAGUACGAGGCGGCAACUGAAAGACACUUGAAAUAUCAAGGGCUAUUAAAGGCACUCUGCAAGGACUUCAUUGAGGAAAGGAUGAAACUCCUAGAGUUAACCAGGAAAGCGCACGAAUGCCUGCAGGAACUCGAGCGCAUAGCCCUGAAACCAAAUCCAUUAAGUAUCCAGGAAUACAUUGAUAUUUUGAUAGAGACCGAGAAACGAGAGGCCAAACUUGGCUACACCCAGAGGAUCAAAUACCUUGCAGACGCGAAGGAGAAAGGGCAAUUGGCAGAGAAGCUCAAAGGCAAUUUCAAUCCAUUCGAGGAAUAUAUGAAGGACUUCGGAGAGAAAGGGAUGGAUAUUUCUCUCUUCGAUCCCGAUCCCGUCAAAGAUGAAGCACUUGCAGCCGGUGCCGAAUACUGUACGAAUUAA
This is a messenger RNA of Darwinula stevensoni, 1773 nucleotides long. The record is from the annotation of a GenBank genome assembly. NCBI's taxonomy places the organism in Eukaryota, Metazoa, Arthropoda, Ostracoda, Podocopida, Darwinulidae.